AUGAGACCGACGUUCUCUGCGAAACCCAACCCCCCAAAAAACCUUUUUCGUUUCACUUAUUAUAAUCGAUUGGGAGUUUCUUUCAUCAAGUUGACGAUUUCGACGGGGAAAUCAACAGUGCAUACCGGUGCAGAUGCUGGUGGUGGUGUGAUGACGAAUUCAUCACUGUUAUGCAGGAGUAAAAUGUAUACCUCCUCAAACCUUAUCGUUGUAGAAAAGAAGAACAAGGUGAUAAGCAAGUCUGAAUGUCGGACUGUUGGUUACUUGAAGCAGGGCGUACUGUUUAAGAAAGUUGGUCUGCUGCCAUUCCCUCAAACGGAAGAUGGAAUGGAAAUAAGCAAGCUGUAUAACAGCAAAACAGGGGCAAUCAUUGAUAAAGAGAUGAGGGAAAAUGGUCCUGUGGGGGCCACAACGCCCCUUCAGAGUCUAAAUUCUUCAAUUCCAUCAACUCCCCGAAGAGGAAGAAGAGUGCCCAAUUCCACACCCGUGGAACAUGAUAAGUGA
Messenger RNA from Lactuca virosa, 504 nucleotides. The record is from the annotation of a GenBank genome assembly. NCBI's taxonomy places the organism in Eukaryota, Viridiplantae, Streptophyta, Magnoliopsida, Asterales, Asteraceae.